AAGUUGAAUCCUACAUUCUUGCUUCAUUCAGUUCAUCAUUCGGAGCGUUCGUUACCUAUUCGUUGAUUCGUUCGUUUCGUUCAUCUUCGAACAAUGUCGGACUUUUUGUCGCGCGCAUUAUUUCUUAGUAAAUUAUGAUACCUUUGCUUUAGUGCUGAUUAGAAGCAUAGUUUGUUUUGUAGAUUUUCUUAUAAUUUCUGGAAGUGCGUAGUGAUAUUUGAGCAUUGGCAGUGACUUGUCACAUUGGGACUGUUUACGUCUUUCACAGGUUAUGUUCUCAGUUGGUACAAAUUUUGUAGAUUAAAUAAUAGUAAAAUGACUGAGGGGGACUCAAAUAACAACAGUCGAGUAGUGGCGAUACCGCAAGUAGUCGUCACGAAGAAAGUAGAAUGUGCGGGGGCGGCGUUCCUGCGUUAUUACAGGAUUAAAUGUCACGGCGAGGACGAAUCGUUUGACACGACUGGUUCUAAAGAAAAGGCAGAAGAAGUGGUUUUCGACGAUGAUGUUGAGUAUCUGCGUAGUCUGGACCCUAAGGACUGGAAGAAUCAGGACCAUUACGCUGUGUUAGGUAUGAAGAAUUUGCGUUACAAAGCUACUGAUGACGAUAUCAAGCGAGCCUACCGCCAAAAAGUAUUGAAGCAUCAUCCUGAUAAGCGUAAAGCGCAAGGCGAGGAGGUACGCAGCGACGACGACUACUUCACUUGUAUUACAAAAGCUUACGAGAUCCUUGGCACACCAACGAAGCGAAGAUCUUAUGACUCGGUCGAUCCGUUAGUAGAUGACAAUGUACCAACUCAGGUGGAGAUCAAGAAAGAAGGUUUCUUCAAGAUAGUCCCUAAAUACUUUGAGAUUAACUCCCGAUGGUCAGAGAAAAAGCAUGUGCCUUUACUAGGUGAUGAAAAUAGUCCUAGAGAACAAGUAGAAAGGUUUUAUGCAUUUUGGUAUGAGUUUGAAUCUUGGAGGGAGUUUUCUUACCUUGAUGAGGAGGAGAAAGAGAGGGGGGCAGAUAGAGAUGAGAGGAGAUGGAUAGAGAAGCAAAAUAAAGCUGCAAGAGCUAAAUUGAAAAAGGAAGAGAUGGCCAGGGUAAGGAGUCUGGUGGACACAGCAUAUGCAAAUGAUCCAAGGAUACAGCGAUUCAAGCAAGAGGAUAAGGAUAAGAAGUUAGCUGCUAAGAGGGCUAGACAGGAUGCUGUGCAAGCCAAGAAAGCAGAGGAGGAACGUCUAAUGAAAGAAGCUCAACUCGCGAAACAGAAAGCUGAUGAGGCUGAGAGACAGCGAAUGGAAGCUGCCCGUGCUGAGCGAGAACAACAGAAGAAAAACCUACGCAAAGAACGUAAAGCUUUAAGAGACAUGUGCAAAGCUAACAACUACUAUGCGCAGAAUGAUGAUGAAGCAGUAUCACAUAUGGCUGCUGUUGAGAAAAUCUGUGAAAUGUUGAAAGUAAUAGAACUACAGGACUUCAUGAGAGACUUGGAAGCAAAAGGCAGAGAUGCAUUUAUCAAAACUGUUGAAGAGACUGAAGAAAAGCUGGAAGCUGAACGCAAAGCCUUGUUCGAGCAUCGGAAAGUGGAAGAACAGAAGGCGAAAGAAAGGGCUGCUUUGAAGACGCCUUUGGAAUGGACUGUUGACAUGACACAAAUGUUAAUCAAGGCUGUUAAUUUAUUUCCUGCCGGCACCAACCAGAGGUGGGAUGUUGUAGCUAAUUUUCUAAAUCAACACUGUACAUUUACUGAUGAUAGGCGAUUCAAUGCAAAAGAAGUCCUGAAUAAGGCUAAAGAUUUACAGAGCUCUGACUUUUCUAAAAGCAGUUUAAAGAAAGCAGCCAAUGAAGAGGCGUUUGACACAUUUGAGAAAGAGAAGAAGAAAAUGCUCAACCAUAUUGAUGACAGCGGUAUAUCAAAGAAUGAUCCUGGUACAAAGCUAGUUAAUGGAACGUCAAAACCUAAAGUGAAUGGUGAAGUUGUGAAACCAGAAAAAGAAGUGAAAGAUGACCGUCCCUGGACAAAAACUGAGCAAGAACUCCUUGAGCAAGCCAUUAAAACGUUCCCUGUCAGUACGCCCGAGAGAUGGGAUAAGAUUGCCGAAUGCAUACCUAAUCGUUCUAAAAAAGACUGCAUGAAACGGUAUAAGGAAUUAGUAGAGCUAGUAAAAGCAAAGAAACAGGCUGCAACUCUUUCUAAGUAACGUUAGUGCCCAACUAGAUCUUAUAACAAAUUCUUUUUAACUUUCCUUGUCCAGUCACUGCAAAUGUUUUCAAACGUCAACAUUAAAUAUUUCGUUUUUUAUAUACAUAUCUGUAGUAAAUUAUUUAUCCAAUAGCAUAAUUUGGUAUUAGGACUUAGCAUAAUACUUGGCACAAGAUAAAAUACAAAACAUUUUACCGAAUCAUACAAAUACAUUUUUAAAUAAUAAUAAAUUAACUGUAACACUGUAAAGAUAUCUUUUUAAAUGUGAUUAUUCGUCCUAAAUAAAAACCUUGUAUACAUUGGAAUGUCCUUGACAUUUAAUAUGGAACAUGUAUCUAUCUAAUUCGCGGGGUUUAGUAUCCAAAAAAGAUUAUUAUGUAAUUCCAAAGUUUUAAUUUAUACCUUUGUAGUGAGGGCGACAUCUGUUUUAUUAGGCAAAUAUUAUUUUUACGUAAAACAUAAGCUGACUCAGAAAGCUUUUUUUUAAAUGUUUUAUAAAGACUUGACUAUUUAAUUUUUUUUUAUAUUGAAGUGGUAUGACAUGGACAUCACAACCCUUUUCUCGCAAACAAAAAAACGUAAUUUGACAAACCUCCAUGAUUUUCACCUUCACAAAUUCUUGUAGACAAAAUGUGUCCAAUCUUAGGGUCUACCAGACAUAAUGUAGG
Molecule: messenger RNA, 2854 nt
Organism: Hyposmocoma kahamanoa
Lineage: Eukaryota; Metazoa; Arthropoda; Insecta; Lepidoptera; Cosmopterigidae
Product: dnaJ homolog subfamily C member 2
Exons: 2
Coding region: 316-2184 (622 amino acids)
Biological process (GO): regulation of translational fidelity; 'de novo' cotranslational protein folding
Cellular component (GO): cytosol
Molecular function (GO): ribosome binding; Hsp70 protein binding
Source: RefSeq, a predicted model, not a curated record